This is a messenger RNA of Myodes glareolus (Bank vole), 1525 nucleotides long. The record is from RefSeq and is a predicted model, not a curated record. Lineage: Eukaryota; Metazoa; Chordata; Mammalia; Rodentia; Cricetidae.
CCAUUGUGACGUCACGGUCAGCCCACGCCGGGGGUUGAAGCUGCCGGGCGCCUUCCUCUUGCAUCGCGGCUGCAGCUCGCUGCUCUUCCCGCGUCCGCUUGCACAUCCUCCUGCUCGCGCGGUCCUGCUAUCGCCUGGUGCUGCUAGCCGCCGCACAGACCGAGAGGUUUUAAAAUGGAACAUUUCGAUGCAUCACACAGUACCUAUUUCAGGGCAUUACUGGGCCCCCGAGAUACAAGGGUGAAAGGAUGGUUUCUUCUGGACAAUUACAUUCCUACGUUCGUCUGCUCUGUCAUUUAUUUACUCAUUGUGUGGCUGGGACCAAAAUACAUGAAGAAUAAGCAGCCGUUCUCUUGCCGGAGAAUUCUAGUGGUGUAUAACAUUGGACUCACCUUGCUGUCUCUGUAUAUGUUCUAUGAGCUGGUGACAGGUGUGUGGGAAGGCAAAUACAACUUCUUCUGUCAGGGAACACACUCGGCAGGAGAGGCAGACAUGAAGGUCAUCCGUGUCCUGUGGUGGUAUUACUUCUCCAAACUCAUAGAGUUCAUGGACACCUUCUUCUUCAUCCUCCGCAAGAACAACCACCAGAUAACAGUCCUUCAUGUCUACCAUCACGCCACCAUGUUCAACAUCUGGUGGUUUGUGAUGAACUGGGUUCCCUGCGGCCAUUCUUAUUUCGGUGCGACACUCAACACCUUCAUCCACGUCCUCAUGUACUCGUACUACGGUUUGUCCUCUGUUCCUUCCUUACGUCCCUACCUCUGGUGGAAAAAAUACAUCACUCAGGGGCAGCUGGUCCAGUUUGUGCUGACAAUCAUUCAGACGAGCUGCGGACUCCUCUGGCGGUGUAGCUUCCCCCUCGGGUGGCUGUAUUUCCAGAUCGGGUACAUGAUCUCCCUGAUCACGCUCUUCACAAACUUCUAUAUUCAGACUUACAGCAAGAAAGGGGCCUCUCGGACGAAAGAGCACCUGAAGGGCCACCAGAACGGGUCCAUGGCUGCCGUCAACGGACACAGCAACAGCUUCACUUCCCUGGAAGGCAGCGCGAAGCAGAGGAAGCAGAGGAAGGAUUGACACGGCGGAGCCGAACCCUCCAGACCACGGCGUGUGAUUGUAAGCACAGUAUGAGUUGUGCCCUGACGCUCGUAACAGCUGCUGUCAGUAGUCCGGCCGACUGUAGUGUGAUUUAUGUAGGACCUUUCUCAUCAGUUCAAAGCCCCUAGAAUAUGUAUACAGAUUAUACAAGUAGGCAAACAACCUCUCACCUUUCUGGGCUCUCCUCGACCCUGCGCUAGACUGUGGAAAGGGAGUGUUAUUGUAGUAUACGACACUGCUGUUGCCUUAUUAGUUCUAACACGAUAGGUGCUGAAUUGUGGUUCACAAUUUAAAACACUGUAAUCCAAACUUUUUUUUUUUAAGUGUAGACCAUGCAUGUGAUUGUGAAUGUAAAUUUGUACGAUGUUGUUAACAGUAGAAAAACACACAUGCCUUAAGACAAAAAAAAAAAAAAAAAGCAGGGCCCAAA